UCCAAAGCAAGGUUCUAGAGAACAUCUUCGUGUUUUCUACCAGCGCCCCAUCUUCAUACAAAGGAGGAAGAAGCGGGCAAAAACCAAAGACUUCUCCUUCCGCGGCCUGCCCAUUUCUGCGCCUUGCAGCGAGGUCGAGAAUGAAAUGUCAAGUCACAGGCAAGUCACUUUAUCUCAGGUGCAUCAUCUGAGGCAUUGAAGGCCUGACCAGCUGUGCUUCCCUGACUUUUCAAGGAAAAGAGAAGAACACUCCCAAACGACAAGUCCUUUGGAGAAUGGCACCUCCACGGCUGUGAUGGCUCCACAAAGGCCCCACUCACUGCUCCUACUCUUGCUGCUGACCCUGCUGGUGCUGGUGCUGGUACAGCCCUGUUAUGGCCAGGAUCACAUGUACCAACGGUUCCUGCGGCAACAUGUGGACCCCGAUGUGUCAACUGGCAGUGAUGGCUACUGCAACUUGAUGAUGCAAAGACGGAAGAUGACUUUGCACCAGUGCAAGCGCUUCAACACCUUCAUCCAUGAAAGUAUCUGGAACAUUCGUAGUAUCUGCAGCACCGCCAAUAUCCUGUGCAAGAAUGGCAAAAUGAACUGCCAUGAGGGUGUAAUGAAGGUCACAGACUGCAAGGAGACAGGAAAUUCCAAGGCCCCUAAUUGCAGAUAUCGGGCCAAGGCCAGCACUAGGCGUGUUGUCAUUGCCUGUGAGGGUAACCCAGAAGUGCCUGUACAUUUUGACAGGUAGACGCCACCCUUCAGGAGUUACCACCCAGCAGCAGCUUUAACUUACUCCUUGAAGAGCAAUGAGUAAUGUGUUUGAGCUGUCCCAAGCUCUGCCUCCUCUGCCCAUUUCUUAUUCUGUUACUCUAUAUAAACCAUUCUGUUGAAUACACUGCAUUGAAGAGAAAUGAAGACAUAAGCCUAUAGUGAGUCUAGGCUAUUCUGUAAUAAAUUUUUUUGCUUCCUUUUAUAAUACUGGUUAGCUUACUUCUCAUAGAUCCUAUCCUGUGGAAUAUAGUCAUUAUACUUAUUCAUAUAGCAUUUCAAGCAUUUCAGAGUACUUUCACCUAAGUUGUAUCAUUUUAAUACCACAACAUCUCUGUACUGUUGCUAUUAUAUGGAGGAGCCCAAAGUUAAGGGAUUUGCUGAAGACCUGAAUUUAGUGGAAAAGCUGAGGCAAAACUCCAGUUUAACUGGCUACUAAUCCAGGGCACAUUCUGCUUCAUCAAAAGGAAUGUUUUAAAAGUACUCACUUUUUGUUAUUCCUAAAAGUCAGAUGUUAGGGGAAGCAGUAACAUUUGGAAAUAUAUGCUGGCAAAAUAACAGUUCUGUCUGUAUAACUUGGCACCCUUGUGACAUUCCAGUCUGAUAAGAUCAAGAAAUGAUGCAAGGAACUUUCUUUUUUCUUGUUCCAAACUUUUGAAUCACUCUAACAAGUUAGAGUAUUAAAAAUGUACUAGAUCAUUAAGACUCAUUCACUCUUCCUGACUAAUUUUUUGUGUUUUCCUUGUAAUAAAGGACGUAAGCUAUAGGCAUCUGA
This is a messenger RNA of Manis javanica (Malayan pangolin), 1534 nucleotides long. Its product is annotated as ribonuclease 4-like. Gene Ontology annotation, biological process: defense response to Gram-positive bacterium. Gene Ontology annotation, molecular function: nucleic acid binding; RNA nuclease activity. The record is from RefSeq and is a predicted model, not a curated record. Lineage: Eukaryota; Metazoa; Chordata; Mammalia; Pholidota; Manidae.